Pseudovirgaria hyperparasitica is the source of this 1229-nucleotide messenger RNA. RefSeq names its product gibberellin 2-beta-dioxygenase. Lineage: Eukaryota; Fungi; Ascomycota; Dothideomycetes; Acrospermales; Acrospermaceae. The coding region runs from base 26 to 1093 and encodes 355 amino acids. The record is from RefSeq and is a predicted model, not a curated record. The transcript is spliced from 2 exons. Gene Ontology annotation, molecular function: dioxygenase activity.
CCCUGAACCAUAACAUACACACAAGAUGACAACAACGCCUGGGUCUACCACAAGCUUCACAUCUGUCCCAAUACUGGACCUCGCACAAGCCAAUGACCCAGCAGCGAAGCCAAAUCUCUUGAAGCAGCUUCGCUUCGCUCUGACCGAGAUCGGAUUCCUGUAUAUCAAAAAUCAUGGCGUUCCCAGCGAAAUCAUAUCAGAUCUUGUGCACACAAUGUCAAACAUGUUUGACUUAUCUCAGGUUGAAAAGUCUAGGGUAGCUUUGGAGAACUCGCCGCAUUUUCUUGGCUAUAGCGGCGAAGGCUCUGAGACGACUGGUGGUCGGACGGAUAAUAGAGAGCAGUAUGAGUUUGCGACCGAGCUUGAGGAUCGAUGGACAGAGGGAAUGCCAUUAUAUGAAAGGCUGAAAGGGCCUUGUCAAUAUCCAGCCACAUCGCCACCAAGCCAACCCAUCAUCGAGUCAUACAUCUCACACAUCACCACUCUCUCAACCAACUUCCUCACCCUCGUCGCACAAUGCCUCGAUCUCCCACCACUCACAUUCCACUCCUACCUCUCCAACCAACACCGUCUCAAGCUCGUACACUACCCACCAUCAUCCACUCCCUCCCAAGGCGUCGGACCACACAAAGACUCCUCCGGCUGGUUCACCUUCCUCCUCCAAGCCUCCCCCUCUAUCGGCGGCCUGCAGGCACUCAAUAAAGCCGGCCAAUGGAUCGACAUCCCAGCCAUCCCCGACACAUUCGUCGUCAACAUCGGACAAGCAUUCGAAGUCAUCACGCACGGGGUAUGCAAAGCAACCACACAUCGCGUAUUAAGCCAAACGGCGGAACGCUACAGCGUCCCGUUCUUUCAGGGGGUGAGGCUGGAUCUGACGAAACGGGAGGCGUUGGACGGGCUGCGAACGCACUUUGAGACGUGGGAAAGCAGAGGCGGGGAAAGCGCGGAGGGAAGGGAGAUCGAUAGUGCGUUUCUGCAAGGUCGAUAUGAUACGUGGGGGGAGAGUCAGUUGAGGACGAAGAUUAGGAGUCAUAGGGGUGUCGGCAGGAAGUUCUAUGCGGACGUAUAUGAGCGCUACGUUAACGAGGAUUGAUAUGAGUUAUGUGAUGUGGGUUUCUUUUGACAGCUUCUACUUCUAUUAUAAGUGCUUAAUGGCGUGUACUGAGGGAUAGUAGAGUAGAUGCAUGACAGCAGGAAUGCAGAGAAGGAACUUGGCUUGGAUGUAGCUA